Trypanosoma theileri is the source of this 963-nucleotide messenger RNA. RefSeq lists its product as uncharacterized. The record is from RefSeq and is a predicted model, not a curated record. Bases 1 to 963 code for a protein of 320 amino acids. NCBI's taxonomy places the organism in Eukaryota, Euglenozoa, Kinetoplastea, Trypanosomatida, Trypanosomatidae. The transcript has a single exon.
AUGAUGAUGCGCUACGUGAUCUGUAUUUUGCUUCUUGCACUUUGUUGUACUUGCAGUAUAGUGUUGGCUACUACUCUUCAACCUGGAGGUGGUGGUCUUCCCGCAACUGAAGUUGAUGAUCCUGAUGCUGCAGUUAGUGAACCGCGAACUGAGAAUAGUGAACUUAUUGCUGGUCUUGAACCUGGACGUGUUGGUACUGGGGUAGGCGGAGGAAGUGGUGGUGGAGAAGGACAAGAAUUGGUACGUUCUUCCAGUAUCGUUCGCCCUGAACAGGAAGGAAAAAAAACUGUGGAUGAAAGUUCUGAAAAGGAGCAACCUGACCACAAAGCACCUGCUACGUUAGUGGAACGCCGUAAUUCUGGUACUCUUGGCCAUUCAGAAUACCCAACACCAGAAGGACCUGAACUUCAAUCUCCACUUGUACAGUCUCGUUCUCCUCAACCUGGUACUGAACCUAUUCCUGGUGAAACAGGUGUUGCUGGUACUGGUGAUGGUGGUGUGAAGGGGAAUACCCGUACGGUUGAAGGAAGCAAUGGUGGACCGAUAGGAGAAACUCAUUCUUCUUCUCCAGGAUCCAGAUCGAGUGGUGACAGCUUACCAACGACCAAUCAGAAUGAACAAAAUGCUCCAAGUGAGAAUGCUAACACUGAGCCUGCAUCUACACAAGAAGGUGCAGACUCACAAUCUUCUCCUACACCAUCUACUGAAACUCCUUCCGCAUCUUCACAGGCAAAUGAGAGGACUCAAGCAUCUGAAACUGAAAAUGCUGAGAAUUACACAACACCUGCAGAGAGUGAAUCAAGUACAACCACCACCACCACCACAACAACAACAACACUUCCUCCUGAAUCCACAAACAACAAGAAGGGUGAUGCCGACAGCAGCAGCAGUAUCAGCAGUUCUGUGUGGGUGCGUGUACCACUACUGAUUGUGGUUACACUGGCCUGUAUUCUUGUGUGCUGA